Molecule: messenger RNA, 2809 nt
Organism: Acipenser ruthenus (sterlet)
Lineage: Eukaryota; Metazoa; Chordata; Actinopteri; Acipenseriformes; Acipenseridae
Gene: nkx2.3
Product: NK2 homeobox 3
Exons: 2
Coding region: 464-1438 (324 amino acids)
Biological process (GO): regulation of transcription by RNA polymerase II; cell differentiation
Cellular component (GO): nucleus
Molecular function (GO): RNA polymerase II cis-regulatory region sequence-specific DNA binding; DNA-binding transcription factor activity, RNA polymerase II-specific
Source: RefSeq, a predicted model, not a curated record
UCAAGUACCGAUCAACUCUCAGAGUGUAAUUAAUGCAUCCGGGAAACAGCCAAGGAGGGGUUAUCCAUCUAGUAAUCCAUUCACAGCACAGCGUUUCUGGAGAUCCUCGUGUCACUCACCAGGCUCACCCCGCCCAACCGGGGUGACGUCAUCGUCCCCGAGUGGAGCACAGGCUCACAGGGAGCCGGACUAUCAAAAACAGGCACGAUCUGCGGCAUUUGCUGUACCAAGGAGCACCCGAGACCUUCUCUGCAUGCAUGGAAACUAUCAUCUCGGCAGCUUGAGAUUUGUUUUUCAGCUUUUCUAGGGGGGGUUAAUGUUUUCUCUUUGAUGUUUAUAAGAAAUGAAGUUGAUUUAAAUACUGGUACAGGUACACAAAGAAAAGAACCAUAUAUGUUUUACUCGUUGUGUUCCUCUCACCAGUGGAGUUAUCAUUUUGAAUGUGUUUAAGCAGAAUCUGAUAAUGCUUCCAAGUCCAGUUACUUCCACACCAUUCUCUGUCAAAGAUAUUCUGAAUCUGGAGCAGCAAACUCAACAGCACCAAGCCCUGCACCACCAGCACCCUCGCGCGCACUUGCACCAGGAUUUACAGCAACCGCAGCAGCAACACUUCCACACGCCUCCUUCUUGCAUGCUCGCCGCUGGGGAGAGCCCUGGCUUCUCGGACGGGGAGGAGAAAAUGGCUUAUCUUAACUCGCUCUCUGUCUCGCACAGUCACGGGGAUGUCAGCCUCUCUCCCGACCUCUAUGUCCACACAGCGCUUGAGAAUUCCAACGACACCAAACUAGAGGUGGAUCCACUAGAGGACCGAGAAACCAAAAGUUGUCCUGUUAAGAAAUCGAAAGAUUGUGAUGACAGCCGGCAGGACGAAUCGGAAAGACCCAAGCAGAGAACCAGGCGGAAACCCAGAGUUCUCUUCUCACAGGCCCAGGUGUUUGAGCUGGAGAGGCGGUUCAAGCAGCAGAGAUACCUGUCGGCGCCGGAGAGGGAACAUCUAGCCAGCACGCUGAAACUCACUUCCACUCAGGUCAAGAUCUGGUUUCAGAACCGGCGGUACAAAUGCAAAAGGCAGCGGCAGGACAAGUCGCUGGAGAUGGUUGGCCACCACCACCCUCCGCCGCCCAGACGAGUUGCAGUGCCGGUGUUGGUUCGGGAUGGCAAGCCUUGCUUGGGGGGCUCUCAGAACUACAAUGCUCCCUAUACUGUGGGGGCAAACCCUUACAGCUAUAACAGUUACCCGACUUACAGUACCUACAGCAGCCCCGCGUACAAUUCCAAUUACAGCUGCACUUACUCCAGUAUACCCCCCAUUCCACCCAGCACAGCUACCAACGCUUUCAUGAACAUGAGCCUCAGCAAUGCCGCUCAGCCCCAGACGCAUCAGGGGGCCACAGUCUCGCCCUGCCAGGGGACUCUACAAGGGAUCCGAGCCUGGUAGCAGUACAGAAAUAAAUGAAUGAAUAAAUAAAUAAAUAAAUAAAUACAUGGAUGAUUCCUAUAUUAGGUUUUAUUUUUAUUUGUUGUUUUUAAAUACCGCGGAAGUAUAAAGAGGCAUUUUUCCUCCAUCAAUGGUUCACAACAGUGGGGCUUUUUUUUUUUUUUUUUUUUUGGACAAAAAUAUCAGUUAUAUAUUUAUGUUUCAAAUAGCGUUAUUGUAUUAUGGCUCCAAGGGAAGUAUUUAACUCUGUAAUGCACAUUUAUCUGUCACAUAUGUUAAAAUGCUUUGCCAACCCUCAAUAUUAUUAUUAUUUUUUUAAUCCAGACACACAACUAGUAUUUUCCAUAUGUACUGCAUUGUGGGUUGCCGGACAGGAAACCAAAUUGUGUUUUGUACAAUAAACGAAAUCUAGUAGCUUUUCUCAUUUAAAAAAUGAUUGGGAAUUACAGGGUUAAGCUUCCCUUUACAUUAUUUCUAUAAUUCGCUGUACUUUAUGCAAUAGAUAUUGUAUUAUUCUUUGGCCAUCAAUUUAAAAAUAACUAUUACACUACAUUUCUUUUAAUCCUUUAUCGAGGAAGUAAAUAAUAUGUAUGCAUUGAAAACAAAGCAGCGUUUAGUAUUUCUAUUGCGCAAUGGAAACCAAUUCAAAAAUAAAAGUCGGGUUUCCACGCAUAACUUAUGGGCUUUGUGACCUCUGGAAUAAAAGGUCAUUGAGAAGAUUAUCAGGGGACCGAGGUAAUGAUGUCAGGAUUGUUUCACACGAAACGCCGAUACGCGAAUUUGUAGCAUUCAAGAAAAAGAAAGAAAGAACAACAGCUUUCUUUACGGAUUGACAAUUUCUUCUCUGGAACUGAAUGCACCUUUAUUUUACAAGACUCGUACCUCUAAAUGAUUUCACUGUGCUGUUUUAGCCUGUUUAUUGGAGGGGGAAAAACAGUCAAACGUGUGUGUUUGUGUGUGUUUCACUUUUUCUGCAUUUGAUUUUCUACUAUUCCAACCCACGAGAAUUUAGACAUGUUGCCGGUUGUGAAAACAUGUCACAGAUAUCCGCAAAGCAGCUUCCUGUGAUUUUUUUUUAAAAAAAAGAAAACUAUCAGCGGCUGCCACAAAGACUUAAAAAAAUGCCAUUCUUAUCUGUUAUUUUAACUCAUUUGGAAUGGGCUGUACCAGUAAAUAUAAAUGCCAUAAAAUCCGAGAAGCAUUUCCAAUUGUAAAAUGGCUGUUAAGAUUUCUUGUAAUUGUAUACUGUAUAGCAUGUCUGAAAGUAAUGCCUGACGUAUUAAGAUCGAUCUCCUAAUUUGUUGUUCAAAUGCGCUACAUGGAACAUAAUAAAUUGUGGAGGUGCAAUAUUGUGUAGCUGCUAUUAUUAAA